Messenger RNA from Prunus dulcis (almond), 1254 nucleotides. RefSeq names its product zinc transporter 1. The transcript is spliced from 2 exons. Bases 89 to 1108 code for a protein of 339 amino acids. Gene Ontology annotation, cellular component: membrane. NCBI's taxonomy places the organism in Eukaryota, Viridiplantae, Streptophyta, Magnoliopsida, Rosales, Rosaceae. The record is from RefSeq and is a predicted model, not a curated record. Gene Ontology annotation, molecular function: zinc ion transmembrane transporter activity. Gene Ontology annotation, biological process: zinc ion transmembrane transport.
GUUUAAAUGUAUAAGCAAUCGAAACCAUUAGAUAAAUAACUUAGCACACAAGCCAUUGGGUUGAGAGGAGCUUCAUCAAAACUCAUCCAUGGCUUCCAUCCCUUUCAUUAAGACUCUCAACUCAACCUGUGUUUUAGUUUCUUUGCUUCUACUCCUGCAACCGUUUCUAGUCAACUGUCACGGCGGCGAAGAACAUGACAGUGGUAGCGGCACUGAGGACGAACAUAAAGUUCUGCAUUCGAAAGGCUUGGUUUUGGUGAAAGUAUGGUGUUUGAUUAUUCUACUGGUGAGCACUUUCGCGGGUGGGAUCUCCCCCUACUUCUACCGAUGGAACGAAAGCUUUCUUCUCUUGGGCACGCAAUUUGCUGGUGGGGUUUUUCUUGGUACCUCUUUGAUGCAUUUCUUGAGUGACUCAGCUGAGACAUUUGGUGACCUUACCACCAAAACAUACCCUUUUGCAUUCAUGCUAGCAUCGGCUGGGUAUCUGCUAACCAUGCUCGGAGAUUGCAUCGUGCUAUUCGUGACAAGUUCCAACGAAAAAGAAGCUAGAGUGGAAGUGGAGGAGGGAAGGACUGAUGCAGAGCAUGAUCAUAAGGAGGAUGAAGGCGGCGUCAGCCCGGUUUUCUUGAAGACAUCGUCUUUCGGAGACACCAUACUUCUCAUCAUUGCCCUUUGUUUUCAUUCGGUUUUUGAGGGUAUUGCUGUUGGAGUUGCAGAUACAAAGGCAGAUGCAUGGAGGAAUCUGUGGACGAUAUCAUUGCACAAGAUUUUUGCGGCCAUUGCUAUGGGGAUAGCGUUACUGAGAAUGCUACCUAAGAGGGCAUUGCUGGUGACUGCAGCUUACUCUUUUGCUUUUGCUGUUUCUAGCCCCGUUGGAGUAGGCAUCGGCAUUGCCAUUGAUGCCACAACUCAAGGACGUGUAGCUGAUUGGAUUUAUGCCAUUUCCAUGGGGCUUGCUUGUGGGGUUUUCAUCUAUGUUGCAAUCAACCAUCUCAUUGCCAAAGGCUUCAAGCCACAAGCCAAAUCUUACUUUGACACUCCAGCUUUCAAGUUUCUUGCUGUGCUUCUUGGGGUGGGAGUGAUAGCAGUUGUUAUGAUCUGGGAUUAAUUAAUGAGCUAAUUAAAAUUACCACAAAUGGAUUUCAAUAAUUUGCUUUGUGUUUGUUUAAAACUAAGAAUGUUCCAGUGUUUUCUGGAACUUGGAAUUGGACAAUGGUUAUCCUGUUUUUCCUUUUCUUUUGGCGCUUUUUCUGC